This is a messenger RNA of Cyprinodon variegatus (sheepshead minnow), 5678 nucleotides long. RefSeq names its product programmed cell death 11 (gene pdcd11). NCBI's taxonomy places the organism in Eukaryota, Metazoa, Chordata, Actinopteri, Cyprinodontiformes, Cyprinodontidae. Gene Ontology annotation, biological process: rRNA processing. Gene Ontology annotation, molecular function: protein binding; RNA binding. The transcript is spliced from 36 exons. Gene Ontology annotation, cellular component: nucleolus; small-subunit processome. The record is from RefSeq and is a predicted model, not a curated record.
CCGCCCCGAUAAGUUUAUUUUCCGGGUCAGAAUAAUGGCGUGUUGCUGACCAACAUCUCCAAAUAAUAGGAACCACAAACUGAAUCCAUUAUGGCGUCUCUAGAGGAGGACUUUCCCCGCGGAGGCACAACAAAGAAGACCACAGAGAGUAAGGUCCCGGUGGAGCGAAAUAAAGUGGACAACCUGUUUAAGUCAGAUGAACAAACUGCUACAAAGAAAAGAAAAGGAGGUGCCAAGAAUGAUGGCCUGAAAAAGCAAAAGACAGAUGAGAAACAAGAUGGCCUGACACUAAACACUGCUGGCAAAAUUGUGGAGAUUCUGCACAUAAAGAACGUGAGAGUGGGGAUGCUGUUUCUAGGCUGUGUGAAGGAGGUGACUGACUUUGAGGUGACGGUCAGCCUCCCUUGCGGCCUGCUGGGCUUCCUCAGCAUCAGGAAUGUGUGCGACUCCUACACCAAGCUGCUGAGCGAGCAGCUGGAUUCAGAUGUGGAUACUGAGGAUUUCUGCUCUUUGUCCCAAAUCUUCUGGCCGGGAAUGUUGCUCCGAUGUGUGGUUUCCAAGUUAGACAUCACUAAAGGAGGCUCGCUCAGCAUUCAGCUCUCGGUCAAUCCAAAGCUGGUCAACAAACACCUCACCAGCAGCUCUCUGAAGCCUGGAAUGGUCCUGAGUGGAUGUGUGGAGAGCGUUGAAGACCAUGGCACCCUAAUCGACAUCGGUGUCAGUGGAACCAAAGCUUUUCUGCCUGAGGAUGCUACAAUGAACAAACAGAAUAAAGAGCUGAAAGUGGGUCAGUAUUUGACUUCUCGGGUAGAGGAAGUAAAGAACGACGGUCGUGUCGUCAAGCUGUCCUCUGAUCCGUCCACGGUAGCUCGGGCCUGUGCUGACGCAAAGCAUGGCUGGAAUCUCACCAACCUCCUGCCGGGCCUCACGGUCAAAGCCACCAUCAAGAAGGUGACCAAACAUGGCUUCCACCUGGACUUCCUGUCCUCCUUUAGCGGUCAGGUGGACUUUCUUCACAUGGAGCCAAAGGAGUCGUCAAGCUAUGCAGAGGGGCUUCAGGUGCGAGCAUGUGUACUGUACAUUGAGCUGACCACCCGCCUUGUUGGACUGAGCCUGCGCAGCUACCUGCUACAGCCCGGCUCCGACAUUGACCUCGCACCUCCUGGCUCUCACCGAAUCGGUGAAGUGGUGAAAGACUGCAAGGUUUCCAAGAUGCACCAUCUGUCAGGGGCCUUGUUGGAGCUGCCGGACAAAACCUCUGCCUUUGUCCAUAGGAACCACCUGAAGGAAUCCAAAGACCCAGCUAAUGACAACAAGAUGUCUACCAUGUCGGACCUUACCUGCAGGAUCCUGGACUUCAGCCCCAUGGAUCAGAUUUAUUUUGCUAGUUUACGGAAAAGUGUGAUUGAUCAACAGUUCUACAAAUACCAGGAUAUUCACACUGGCCAAGUUGUAGAGGGGACUGUGUCAGUGCUGCUGGGUCAUGGGAUGGUGGUACAUUUGUCAGAACAUGUGAAAGGCCUGGUGCCUCGGACGCACCUCUCAGACAUCAUCCUGAAAAACCCAGAAAAAAAGUACAUGGAGGGAAUGAGGGUGAAAUGUCGGGUCAUGUCUAUUGUUAUGGACAACAGAAAUGUUACAUUAAUCAGGUUCUGUAAGCUUUUGUUGGUGACUUAACCCUGACUUGUUUCUGUGUGGGUGGAGCGACCUCAGAUUUCGCAUCAUGUCAUUUGAGUCUCUACUUUUAAGCUGCUCAGUCUGUUUUGAAUCCACAUUCUCUCAACCUGGAGUGUUGGAAUAUUUUCCUAUCUGGUUUACCUGCAGGUGUUGAAGACCAAAGUUCUUCAGUGUGAGCCCGAGAAGGAGAAGUUGUUGCUGUCAUUUAAAGCGGUGGCAGAAGGAGAGACGGAGGAGCCUACCAAAGCUCAGUUGGACUGUGAGGUGGGAAAGAGGCUGGAAGCAAAGGUGGUGAAGAAAACCGUGAACGGUCUGGAGAUCGUCGUCCUCCCAGAUGAGUUCCGCGCUGUGCUACCCACAGUGCACCUCUCUGAUCACACGUCCAACUGUGUGUUACUGUGGGAGAGUCUAAAGGAAGGAGACACCAUCUCAAACCUCGUCUGCUUUAACAAGAACAAGCAGAAUAUUACGGUUACCAAGAAACCCAUAGUGAGAUGGUCGCUGGAGGAAGGAGCCGUCGCUAAAGAUUUCUCUGAGGUGACUGUUGGGAUGCAGCUGAUUGGCUGGAUCAAGAGCAUCAUGUCGUACGGUGUCUUCGUAGAGUUCCCCUAUGGUCUUGUUGGUCUUGCACCCAAGUCUGCCCUGUCGGAUAAGUUCAUCACCGACACAACGACCGCUUUCAAGCUAGGUCAGACGGUUAUUGCCAAGGUGACCAACCUGGAUGAGGAGAAGCGGCGGUUCCUGGUGACGCUGAAGGUAUCAGAAGUCAUCACACCUGACUGGGACGCCCAGAGCCGACUGCUGAACGGCCUAAAGGAGAGAAGAGCUGUAAAGGAAAUGCUGGCUGUCAGAGAUAACAACGAACUUUGGCAGCAGUUGGCCGCUUUGUUCGUUGGGCAGAGGCUGAAACUGACGGUGGACUCUUCGAGUGAAAACGGAGCCCAGUUUAAAUCUGAUGACCUGCCGGGCGCCACCAUCCUAGCCAGCAAACACCAUGUGACGGGAGUUAGCCUGAGCCCUGGACAGAAAGUGAGCGCAGUUAUCCUCAGCGUCGAUAUCCUGUCUGCUUGUGUCCAUGUUUCCGUCCUUCACAAGCUGCUUGGGAAAAAGAAAUCUCUGAAUGAAGGCUCAGAGUGCUCCGCCGUGGUUCAGUUUGUAGACCAGGACUUUGCUGUUGUCUCGCUGAAGGACGCAGCAGAGCUGACCCUGAUCCAAACCUGCAACCACCUCAACGAGGUCAUUCUGUCAGAGUCAGAGAGACUCAAGGUGGGCAUGACGUUGACGGUGCAAGUUGUGGAGCCCAGCUGCGAGGAGCUAGAAGGGCUCCCCCUGGUGCUGUGGAAGGGUAGGGCACCAAGGCGGCAGCGCACAACAUCGGAAAACCAGGCGGACUCUGCGGGACACCGAUUUGGAAAAGUCCUGCAGGGCAAGGUGACGUCUGUGAAGCCCACGUGCAUUCAGGUCGCUCUGGAGGACGGAAGCACGGGCAGCGUCCACGUCUCACAGGUGGUGGAGCCCACUGAGAUCAGACAGGGGUCCUUCCCCACGUCCACCGUGAAAGUGGGCAGCGUGGUCAAAGCCAGGGUCAUUGGAGGACGGGAAGCCACCAAUAACCGAUUUCUUCCAUUUUCUCACCCUAAAUUCAAGUACACAGUUCCUGAGCUCACACUUAUACCCAGCCAGUUGGAUGAUGUAGAAUUUAAACCAGUUACAGCAAAGGACAAACUGGCCAGUUAUAAGGUCGGCGAUGAAAUCACAGCGUUUGUAUCAAAGUUCAGAUCAGACAAGAAGUGUCUGGAGAUCACCACCGACCCCUGCGUCACAGGGACCGUCGACCUUCUGUCCAUGAUCACAGAUCCUAAAGAUGCCAGCCACCCUGAAAAGCUGUACAAGCUGGGCCAGGUGGUCUGUGCUAAAGUGGUGGACGUGAGCGUGCGGCCUCAUCGCUUUGUGCUCUCACUCACAGGGAUCCAUAAACUGGAGAAAGGCAGCAUCACGUUAGGAAUGGUGACCAGCGUCCUGCCACAAGUCGGCCUCCUGGUCAAGCUUCCUUUCGGUGCUUCGGGUACCGUUUCUGUCACUGACCUCAGUGAUUCCUACAGACCAAAACCACUGGAGACUUUCCACAAGGAUCAGUUCAUCAGGUGUUGUCUUCUAGAUGUGGAGAAAGGAAAGUGGCACUUGUCUCUCCGUCCAUCAAGGCUGAACCCGCAGAAGACCAAGUCGCCUAAGGACCCAGAAGUUCUGUCUGUGGACCAGCUGCAGCACGGCCAGAUUGUCCGAGGAUAUGUGAAGUCUGUGUGUGAACAGGGCGUCUUUAUAAGGCUGUCACGCAGCAUCACAGGGAGAGCCCAGCUUCAGCAGUCCUCUCAAUACUUUGUCCACAACCACAGUAUCCUGUCUGAUCACCUGCCGGUCAACACCCUCCUCACCACUAAAAUCCUCAGUGUCGACAGGGAGGAUCAGUUGGUUGACCUCUCGCUUCUCCCUGCGGACACCGGGAAGCCAGAUGUGCUUCCAGAAUCUCUCGGCCUGCCGCUGCGUCUCGUUGGGGACGAAAAGAAACGCAACUCAAAAAAGACAAAGAAGCGGCUGCUCUCUGAAAGCAAACAGGAAACGGAACCCCAGAUCCCGAAGAAGAAGAAAAAGAAAUCAAAGACCGACGCCGAUGACAGUGGAGUUGAGGUUUACUUCAGAGAAGAGGAGGAUGAUGAUGAUAAAGAGGAUGUAAAGAACGAUGCUUCUAAAGUUGCUCCCAGCCCAGCAGCGCCAGCCAGGUUGCAGCUGGCAGCAGGGUUCUCUUGGGAUGAGGGGCUGAGCUCCCUAAGGCCUGCGUCACAACCAAAGGACGGGGACUCCAGUGACGGAGAAGAGCAGGAUGGAAACAAUAAGCCCCAGAAGAAGUCACGCCACGAGCUGGAACAGGAGAAGAAGUCUGCUGAGAAAGCCCUGUUACAACGAGAAGCAGAGCUGAUGGACCCAAACCUGCGGCCCCAGGAUGAGGCCUCCUUUGAGCGACUUCUUUUAGCCUCCCCCAACAGCUCCCUGCUGUGGCUCCAGUACAUGGCCCACCAUCUGCAGGCCACACAGAUCGAGCAGGCCCGAGCUGUGGCCGAGAGGGCCCUGAAAACCAUCUCCUUCAGGGAGGAGCAGGAGAAGCUGAACGUGUGGGUGGCCUUGCUGAACCUGGAGAACAUGUACGGGACAGAGGAGAGUCUGAAGAAAGUGUUUGAGCGAGCUGUGCAGUUCUGUGAGCCCAUGCCUGUGUACCAGCAGCUGGCCGAUAUCUACGCCCAGUCCAACAAAAUCCAGGAGGCAGAAGGCCUGUACAAGACGAUGGUGAAACGUUUCCGGCAGAAUAAAGCGGUGUGGUUAAGCUACGGGACUUUCCUGCUCCAGCAGGGCCAGAACGACGCUGCCAGUGCUCUCCUGCAGAGGGCGCUGAAAAGUCUUCCUCCCAAAGAAAGUGUUGAUAUCAUCACCAAGUUCGCACAGCUGGAGUUCCGCUUCGGUGACGCAGAGAAAGGUCGUGUUAUGUUUGACAAAGUCCUGACGACUUAUCCAAAACGUACGGAUCUGUGGUCCGUUUUCAUCGACCUCAUGGUCAAAUAUGCAUCACAGAAGGAAGUGAGGGCCCUCUUUGAUCGGGUGAUCCACCUCAGCGUUUCGGUGAAAAAGAUCAAGUUUUUCUUCAAGCGCUACCUGGAGUAUGAGAAGAAGCACGGCACCCCACAGAGCAUCCAGGCAGUCAAAGAUAAGGCUAUGGAGUUCGUUGAAGCAAAAGGCAAAGAUGCUUCAAAUUGAAGAAACCAGGGAUCACCUCGUGUAGAACUGCUCCUAGAACCAACAUUAUUUUAGCUUUUGCUCCCUUCCCUUGGCGAUAUAUUGGACUGUCGAUGCCCGAAGGUUUGAUUCAGGUUCUGAGGCCCAACAGAUCUUUAUCAUACAUUUGAUGGACCUGCUUUUUAAACCAAAUUUUGUAAAAUAAACUAGAUAAUCAA